This is a messenger RNA of Pseudozyma flocculosa PF-1, 1305 nucleotides long. RefSeq lists its product as uncharacterized. The coding region runs from base 1 to 1305 and encodes 434 amino acids. Lineage: Eukaryota; Fungi; Basidiomycota; Ustilaginomycetes; Ustilaginales; Ustilaginaceae. The record is from RefSeq and is a predicted model, not a curated record. Gene Ontology annotation, biological process: mitochondrial proton-transporting ATP synthase complex assembly. Gene Ontology annotation, cellular component: mitochondrion. The transcript has a single exon.
AUGACUUCCCUUCCGCUUCCUUCGCUCGCCCGACGGACGGCCACUGCUCUGCUCCCCAGCCUGCAGGCCGGCCCCUCCCGGCUUCCGUUCCAUGCCCUUCCAAAGGCGGCCGCGACAGCUCGACUCGGAUGCUGCCGAUACGCCCACGUCUCGGCGCCGCACCCCUUCCAGCACCAGGCUGAGGACUCACAGACGCCGGCACAGCGCGCGCGAUGGGAGCAGGCGAGUCCAGAGGAGCGCAAGAGCAUGCUCGAGCAGCGCCGCGACCGCAAGCUGGCAGAGUACCAGAGCAAGCUCAAGCUCAAGGCGAUGCAGGAGGGCGUCUCGUCGGUCGAAGAGCUGCGACAAAAGAAGCUGCAGGAAGCCAAGGCCGCCUCGAUGUCCUCUCUCAAGCCGGCCUCGUCGGAUGCGCCGAACGCGGACGAUCGGGCUGCCUGUACGUCCGAGGUCGAGAGAAAGGACGCAGAGGUUGCCGCCAAGAUCCGCGCCCAGUCAGAGGCCGAGGCGCGGAGGAAGCUCGAAUCCGGCCAGCUCGGUUCCAGCCCGCACGGCAGCGAGUCGGAAGGGCCCGUCAAGCCGCUGCACAAGAUCCUCGACGUCGAGAAGCUCGCAAAGGAGUCGCCAGAUACGAUUGGCAAGCUCUGGACCGGCUACCACACCCUCAAGGGCAAGCUCUCGGCCGUCAUCCCCACGGCCUCCUACCUCGAGCUCACCGCAAACGCCCGCAAGUACCCACAGUUCGUCCUGCCGCUCCCGCGCGAGAUCAUCGGCGGUGAAGAGACAGUAGAGGGCAGCGACGCCACCGAGCAGCCCCAGAAGCAGCAGGGCUACGAGAUCCAAUACCUCGAGUGGGGCUUCCUGCCCAAGCCGGCCACCCACAAGGUGGGCGGCGACCCAGCAGAAGCCAUCCCGGACCCCACCACUGUCCUCUUCACGCCGCUGGCCGAGUACAAGAUGCGCCAGGAGUUUGCCCAGCCUGCCCUCAUCCUCUCGCACUACACCGACCUGGCCGACAGCAAGGGCAUCGUCCUGAUGCGCGGCGAGAUCACGGGCGCAGACGAGGCUGCCGACGACGCCUCCGCCGCCACGACGACCGAAGGCGAGGGACCCAAGGGCAACAAGGUCUCGACGCGCAUCUCGCAGGCCGACGCGCAGCUCCUCUCCAUGACCCUGCAGCGCUUCUAUCUCGCCCCCAAGAUGGCCGAAAACGGCAUGGAGUCCCGCAUUAAGCUGCUCGAGACGUUCCACGCCAAGCCCGAAGACUUCAAGGUGGACCAGCUGGUCAAGGCCUCGUUUGAGUUCUAG